Molecule: messenger RNA, 615 nt
Organism: Naegleria fowleri
Lineage: Eukaryota; Heterolobosea; Eutetramitea; Acrasida; Naegleriidae
Exons: 3
Coding region: 1-615 (204 amino acids)
Biological process (GO): mitochondrial proton-transporting ATP synthase complex assembly; mitochondrial protein processing
Cellular component (GO): extrinsic component of mitochondrial inner membrane
Molecular function (GO): metalloendopeptidase activity
Source: RefSeq, a predicted model, not a curated record
AUGUCUCAUCAUAUCAUUAACAAACAAGAUGAUGCCACCAACAAGGACUCCGAAUGCUGGAUUGAAUCCUAUUUCCGAGCUUGCAUUGAAAAUAAUACAGAAAAAACAACUAGCAUACAAUGUGAUGAAAAAGUAAAAGAGUUCUAUAGAACAUUAAUUUCGGAAUGUGGACAAAAGAUUUCUCUUCAAAUUGUCGAGUGCGAUAACAAUGCCAGAGCCUACUAUCAAAGAAGAUUUAACCACGAAAAACAAGAAGAAGAAAGAAGUAUCAUCGUUUGUAAAAAUCACGUACUGGAAGAAAAGGAUUUGAAUGAAGUGUUACGGCAUGAACUGGUUCAUGCGAUUGAUGAUUCUCCAAAAUGUUCAAUGCUGAAUUUUAAUUUAAGAAAUUUGCAUGACAGAAGUUGUAGUGAGAUAAGAGCGGCAUAUUGGGCGGAAUGUGGAUCGUUAUUGAGACCAAAUACUGAUCCAUCAAAAGUGCAUUUUCAAUGUGUUAAACAUACUGCUAUGCAAUCUGUAAAGCUCGACCAUCCCUUUGAUCUCGUUCAAGAGUCUGUCAAGAGAAUGAUGUGGAAAUGUUACAAUAGCAAAGUUCGGCUCAAUACUGGAGAUUAG